GUGUACGUAUGUUUUAUGUUGUAUGUGCGUGUGCUUGUUUGUCGCAUAUUUUGUUGCGCUCGGAUUUCAGUGGAUUUCAGUCUUCGAUUCGAUCUAGCAAGAAGAACACGUUCAAUUUCCAACACUUCCACUUAUCGACUUUUUUUUAAAUUAAUUUAUUUUUAUAUCUCCUCUUGCAUUCAUUACUAAUAUGACAAUUUAAGUGAAUCGACUUACUAAAAACUGAAACGAGAGACUCGACGACUUCUGAGAAUGCGGUCUUCUAUGAUUCCACCGUGGAGGUUCUUCUUGAUGGUGUCAAUGUUCCUGGUGCCUUUGGUCUCUUCUCAAUUGAAUAUCAUCGAUGAAGAUGUUAGCGGACCUUGCGCCGAUUACAAAGUGGGCGAUGACGAUCUUCAGACCUACGAUUACAUCAGGCAGUUUCGUCUAGAUGUGAUGGAAACUCAGUAUCCAGGUGUGAGCAAAGUUCGUGGUUCGAACAGAAUGCAGACCGCAUAUCGCCUGGAUCGUGAAGCAGAUUUGACUCUUCCCACAAGGACCAUAUUCCCACAAGGAUUACCGGAGCAGUUCUCCUUCAUAACGACUUUCCGAAACAAGAGGAUUCCAACUGCUAUUUGGCAUUUGAUCCGUGUUACAGACAUCGAAUCCAAACCACAAUUCGUCGUCGCUAUGAACCCAAGAAAUCAGACGAUCGAAUUUUCAAUUUCCAACUACGAGGGACGCUUGCAAACUCUGAUCUUCAAGGAAGCCAACGUGUUUGAUAAGAAAUGGCACAAAAUACACUUCGGAGUUUCCAGAGAGUAUGUCGUGCUUUACAUUGAUUGCGAGCGAAACUCGAAGGAGCUUCUCGAACCAAGAGGACCGAUCGAUGUUAACGGUGAAAUUUCCAUAUCAAAAUACGAAUAUAGCAAUCAGACGAAUCCAAGCAACCACGGGAUCGAUUUGCAAUGGAUGGUGAUGAGUUGUGAUCCAACGAAACCGGAAAGGGAAACAUGCAAUGAACUUCCAUUAGUUCCGGCGUUUCAGAGGAGCGGACCAAGUUUAAGUAAAUCACCAAAUUGUUCAUUGACUUGCCCGAGGGGACCAUCAGGAAUUAAUGGAACAAAAGGUUUGCCGGGUUUAAAUGGUCUUCCCGGAAGUCCAGGAUUUCCUGGCUUGAAAGGUGAAAGAGGCGACCCAGGAUUCAUUGGUCUAAAAGGCGAAAGAGGACUUGAUGGAAUUCCGGGCCAGCCUGGUAUUCAGGGGAUUCGCGGCCUACCAGGAAAAGACGGUCUCUUUGGUUUAACAGGAGAAAAGGGACUUAAGGGUGAACCAGGACUGGGACUAACGGGUAUUAAGGGCGAAAAGGGAGAUUCUGGUUUUCCAGGAUUGAAGGGAGAACCGGGUUUUGUUAACAUAAUUGGUUCUGGAGAAACAGUGGCCGGUCCUAUCGGACCUCCUGGCUUAAUAGGUGCUCCGGGAGUGCCAGGUUUACCUGGUGAAAGUGGUCUUCCUGGUAAACCAGGUAAUGAUGGUGUUGAUGGACUGAAAGGAAAUCCAGGUAAUGAUGGCUAUCCCGGAAUCAAAGGUGAUAAAGGCGAACCAGGAAGCGCAACGAUUGACGCCACGGUGAAGGGCGAAAAGGGAAAUCCUGGCAUUUCCGGAUUGCAGGGAAUUCAAGGCAUUGUUGGACCUAAGGGAAGUAAAGGAGAUAUGGGAUUUCCGGGAGUUUCGGGUAUCGACGGAAGACCGGGACAAAUUGGACCACAAGGAUUUACUGGACCUCGAGGCCUUCCAGGACCACCGGGCCCCCCAGGAGAUGCUGCAUACAAUAAUAUUAUUCAGUCGAUACCGGAUAAUUACAUUCCAGGAGUGGCGGGUCCAAGAGGAUUGCCUGGCAAUCCAGGAAUGCCGGGCGAAAGGGGUGCCGCGGGAGAAAGAGGUCCGAUCGGACCUAUGGGACAACCGGGAAUGCCAGGAAAGGAGGGAAUGCCAGGAAACCCUGGUUCUCCAGGAAAGCACGGCCAACCGGGAUUGCCCGGACAUCCAGGUCCAGCAGGUCGCAACAUUUUGGAUUCGGAGAUUCGAGAAAUCUGCGCUGCAGUACUCAGAGACCAGAUUAAUGAGUUAGCAGCGACGUUAGUAGGACCACCAGGUCCUCCGGGGCGCUCCAAACCCGGAAGACCUGGGGCUCCAGGAGUCCAAGGCCCUCCAGACCAGUAUGAAGAACUAACACAGGGGCUUCAGGGGCCUCCUGGACCACCUGGCUUAAAAGUUAUUGGCAAACCAGGAAAAGCUGGAACCCCUGGAAUUCCAGGUGUACCUGGAGCUCACGGUUUACCAGGUGAAAGAGGAUUUAUCGGAUUGCCAGGACCGAGUGGUUCUCCAGGUUUUACAGGAUCACCUGGUGAGCGCGGCGACAAAGGUGAGAGAGGCCCAGAAGGAAUAGGAAUUGAAGGACCGGUGGGACCUAGAGGCCCGCAGGGAAUGCCAGGACCUCAAGGUGAAGGAACACCGGGACGCGCAGGAGAACGUGGAGAACCUGGAAGGCCGGGUCCUGCAGGAAUUAACGGGUCUCCUGGACCUCAAGGGGCACCUGGAUAUUGCGAAUUUUGUAAUAAUUACGCGCAGAAUUACCAAGCAUAUGCUCUUCGAGCUCAAGGGAACAACAAAGGACCCUAAAUUUAAUACUGCCGAUAUUUGAAAUACGUAUUUUAUUUUAAUAAUUAUUAAUUAUGACAGAAAUUGUUUUCCAGCAAUAAAUUCAUUGUGUAAUCUA
Molecule: messenger RNA, 2758 nt
Organism: Nicrophorus vespilloides
Lineage: Eukaryota; Metazoa; Arthropoda; Insecta; Coleoptera; Silphidae
Product: collagen alpha-1(IX) chain-like
Exons: 19
Coding region: 253-2661 (802 amino acids)
Source: RefSeq, a predicted model, not a curated record